AUGGCAUUCCCUGUAGCUCUACCCGACUGGAGCAACCUGGCAGUGCUGCAUACCAAUGCACUGCCAGCCCGAGCUCACUUUUACUCGUACGCAUCCGAGACUGCUGCUCUCACCCAUGACCGGUACCAGUCCGAGUAUCAGAGCCUGAACGGCACCUGGAAAUUCCACUACGCCGCGAGCCCGUUUGAGGCACCCCCCUUUGAGCCAGCAAACACAGCAUCAUGGGCCGACAUCGAGGUGCCGGGCAUGUGGCAACUCCAGGGCUACGGCCAUCCGCACUACACCAACAUCAAGUUCCCGUUCCCCGUCACGCCGCCCAACGUCUCGUACAUCAACCCGACGGGCUCCUACUUUCGCGAGUUUGAGGUGCCGGACGGGUGGGACGGCCAGCAGAUCCGGCUGCGCUUCGAGGGCGUCGACAGCGCGUUCCACGUACAGGUCAACGGCCGACCGGUCGGCUACAGCAGCCUGGGCAGCCGCAACCCGAGCGAGUUCGACGUCACGCCCUACCUCAACGGCGGCGGGGAGACCAACAACGUGUCGGCCAGGGUCUACCAGUGGUCGCACGGCACGUACAUUGAGGAUCAGGACCAGUGGUGGCUGUCUGGCAUCUUCCGGGACGUGUAUCUGAUGCCGUUUGCCGCGUCGUCGUCCAUUGUGGAUUUUCAGGUGCAUCCAGAGCUCGACGCGGCCCUCACCACCGGCACUCUCCGCACCGCGGUCGAGAUACAGGGCGACGACGGGCCUCUCAACAUCAAGCUUCUGGGCCCAGACGGCAGCUCUAAAGUCGGAGAAUGGAACGGUUCCUCGUCGCAGGUCAGCAGUGCCGUCUUCACCGUGACGGGUGACGACCUGCACGUCUGGUCGGCCGAGACGCCCAGCCUGUACACGGCCCUGAUAACCUUCAACGGGCGCACCAUCAGCCAGCGCCUCGGGUUCCGGCGCAUGGAGCGCAGCGCCGACGGGUCGACCUUUUUGGUCAACGGCAGAGCGAUCAAGAUCUACGGCGUGAACCGGCACGAGCACCACCACCUGUACGGCCGGACGGUGCCGUACGCGGCGCUGCGCCACGACCUGCUCGUCAUGAAGCGGCACAACAUCAACACGAUCCGGACGUCGCACCAGCCUCCGCACCCGGACUUUUUCGACCUGGCCGACGAGCUGGGGUUUUACGUCAUUGCCGAGGCGGACCUCGAGUGCCACGGCUUCGGCGACAAGGGCAGCAACGUGCCGGCCGAGUCGUACACCACCGACAACCCCGAGUGGCGAGACGCGUACGUGAACCGCGCCGAGCAGCUGGUGCGGCGACUGAGGAACCACGUGUCCAUCAUCUUCUGGAGCCUGGGCAACGAGUGCUUCAUGGGCCAAAACAUGUUCGCCAUGGCAGAGUGGAUCAGGGCGACCGACCCGACGCGGCUCAUUCACUACGAGCAGGACUACGAGGGCGUCCUGGCUGACGUCCACAGCAGGAUGUACUCAAGUCCGCAGUGGGUUCGGGAGUGGGUUGUCAACAAGACGGACAAACCACUGAUUCUGUGCGAGUACGCCCACGCAAUGGGCAACGGCCCCGGCUCUCUGGUCGACUACAUUGCCGCCUUCAGAUCCAACAUCCGCGCCCAGGGCGGCCUGAUCUGGGAGUGGUCCAACCAUGGGCUCCUAAAGAAAGAGGGUGACCUCGAGUACUAUGCCUACGGCGGAGACUUUGGCGACUUCCCCAACGACGCAGACUUUAUCAUGGAUGGACUGAUGUUGUCGGACCACUCGCCCAUGCCGUCCAUCUUUGAGUACAAAAAGGUGAUCCAACCAGUGAUUGCGGCUUGGGCCGGCGAUGGCUUCGCCUCGGGCCAGAUCGUCAUAACCAACCACUAUGGGUUCGUCGACCUCGGCCAUCUUGAGGCCAGCUGGCACGCAGUUCAAGACGGCAAAAAGACGGAGCCUGUGGUCUUUGAAAUACCCGCCGUGGCAGCGGGGGACAGCGUAACAAUUAGCACGCCGCUUGACGACAACCAGCUGGAAGCCGGGGAAGCCUUCCUCACGCUCGAGUUCCGCCUAGCCAAUGCCACAAACUGGGCAGAAAAGGGCCACCUAGUCGCCUGGGAUCAGCUGUACAUCCCUCCCCAAACACCAGCAACCCACAAACGCCGUAGCAGCAGCAGCAGUAGCAGCAGCAGCAGCAGCAGCCACAGCGCCUACAAGCCCAGGGCGCAGGACAUCAUGAGCCUCAGCCAAGCCGAACCGACAUGCAACGGCACGCACCUGCAAGUAGUUGCGGGUUCGUCGACCUUUGGCUUCGACCUGCUGCGCGGCAACGUCACAUGGACGGUGGACGACAGCCCGUCGGUCCUGCAGCGCGGGCCGGAGCUCUACUUCAUGCGCGGGUCGACGCAAAACGACGAGGCCGGCGGGGGCGACGCGCGCGUAUCCUGGGACCCGGCGCGCGUGUACGAGCUGCACCCCCAGGUGCGCGACGUGCGCUGGCGGCGGGGCGACGACGGCGUCACGACGGUGCACUACCGCAUCCGCGUGGCGCCCAAGGUGUUUGUGUGGGGCAUCGACGCCGACGUCGUCUACACGGUCGACGCGCGAGAGGCGUCGCCGGCGCUGACGGUGCGGGCCAGCGGUGCGUUCCGCAACGACACGGCCGUGGAGAUGGACACGAUCCCGCGCAUCGGGCUGCUCGCGUGGCUGCCCCGGGCCUUUGACGACGUGGCCUGGUUCGGGCGCGGGCCGCACGAGACGUACCGCGACAGCAAGCAGGCGGGGCGGUUCGGGAACUGGAACGCGACCGUGGACGCGCUGUACACGGCCUACGACUACCCGCAGGAGAACGGCAACCACGAGGACACGCGGUGGCUGUCGGUGGGCAGCAGGGGCGACGGCCUGGUGCUGCGGGCCACCAUGACGGGCAGCGACGGCAACGGAAACAGCCGCAACGACGCGCAGGGCGAUCAGACGUUUGCCUUUCACGCGGGGAGGUACAUGCCCGAGGACCUGAACCGCGCCAAACACCCGCACGAGCUCAACAAGCUGGACGUGACGGUGCUGAACCUCGACUACCGUGGCAACGGCUUGGGGUCGGCGACGGUCGGCCCGCGGCCGUUGGAGCAGUACAGGUGCAAGCCGGAGCCGUUUGACUUUACGUUCAGGAUGGAGGUGUUGAGAGAUUGA
This is a messenger RNA of Pyricularia pennisetigena, 3168 nucleotides long. RefSeq lists its product as uncharacterized. Bases 1 to 3168 code for a protein of 1055 amino acids. Gene Ontology annotation, molecular function: carbohydrate binding; beta-galactosidase activity. Gene Ontology annotation, cellular component: beta-galactosidase complex. The transcript has 3 exons. Lineage: Eukaryota; Fungi; Ascomycota; Sordariomycetes; Magnaporthales; Pyriculariaceae. Gene Ontology annotation, biological process: lactose catabolic process. The record is from RefSeq and is a predicted model, not a curated record.